AUGGGGUCCAUGCCUCUGCAAACCAGCUUUGACGUCGAAGAUGUCCUUUCCAAAUUAGACACUGCGGAAAAGGUGGCUUUGUUAUCAGGCAUUGACUUUUGGCACACUGCACCUGUUCAUAGACUUGGUAUUCCUUCCAUUCGACUCUCAGAUGGACCCAAUGGCGUCCGUGGUACUCGGUUCUUUAAUGGAGUCCCUGCUGCCUGCCUCCCUUGCGGAACCGGACUUGCAGCAACGUGGGACACCGACCUGGUCAAGAAGGGAGGAGCCCUGCAAGGUGCCGAAGCCAUCGCCAAAGGUGCUUCCGUCAUUCUUGGCCCUACCACGAAUAUGCAGAGGUCUCCGUUGGGUGGUCGGGGAUUCGAAAGCUUCAGCGAGGACCCAUAUCUUGCUGGUGCAAUGAGUGCGGCCACUGUCAACGGUAUCCAGUCCACUGGUGUCGCUGCUACCAUUAAGCACUAUGUUUGCAACGACCAGGAGGAUCAGAGACAAGCAGUCGACAGUAUUCUGACCGAGCGUGCACUCCGGGAAAUCUAUUUAAUGCCAUUCAUGAUUGCUCAAAGAGACUCCAAGCCUGACUGCUUUAUGACCGCUUACAACAAAGUCAACGGCACUCACGCUAGCGAGAAUCCUCGAUUGAUCAAGGAUGUUCUUCGUGGGGAAUGGGGCUUUGAUGGUCUGGUCAUGAGCGACUGGCACUCAGUCAAGGCAGGGCUCGAUCUCGAAAUGCCUGGCCCUACAUACAUUCGCGGAAAACUUGUCAACCGGGCGCUAGGAUGUGGCAAACUCGGUGUACCAGAUGUCGAUGACAGGGUCCGUGAGGUCCUCAAACUCAUCAAGAAGGUUGAGCCCCUUGGAAUCCCAGAAAAUGCACCGGAAAGAACGGUCGACACCCCAGAAACGUCUGCCCUACUUCGGUCUCUUGCUUCAAGUGGCAUUGUAUUGAUGAAGAACGAGAAGAACAUUCUUCCCUUUAGCAAGACAAAGACAACUGCUAUCAUUGGUCCCAAUGCAGCUAUUGCGGCCUAUUGUGGUGGCGGUUCGGCAUCCCUCCUUCCAUACUACGCUGUCAGCCCUUUGGACGGACUCCGAAGUCAGGUCCGUGAGGCAAAGUACGAGCUUGGAUGUCCUGGUUGGAAAUCUCUUCCUCUCAUGAGCCGUCUUACCAAGACCAUGGAGGACAAGCAGGGUUUGACCAUGAAAGUCUACUUGGAUCCGCCGUCCGUAAGGGAUCGGAGGCCAAUCGAUGAGGUCUACGUGAAUAAAUCUGACAUCCUUCUGGUGGAUUAUAAACACCCAUUGAUCAAGAGCCCCCUUUACUGGCUCGAACUGGACGGUACAUUCAUUCCCGACGAGACAAAUGAAUACGAAUUCAGUCUUUGCUGCGCGGGAACCGGAAAGAUCUUUGUCAACGGUGAAUGCGUAGUUGACAAUGAAACUUAUCAACGACCGGGGAACUCGUUCUUCGGUGCCGGGACUGCCGAGGAAAUUGGAACUCUCAAGUUGGAGAAGGGACUCUCAUACGGCAUUAAGGUCCAUUUCGGUACGUUCCCGACGAUGACCUUCACCAAUCCGGGUACCACUGGCUUUGGAGCUGGUGGGCUCAGACUGGGACUGGAACGAAGAGCAGAAAUUGAGACCGAGAUUGAAAGAGCCGUCAAGCUGGCCAAGGAGGUUGAUCAAGUUGUUCUGUGCGCUGGUCUUAAUAGUGACUGGGAAUCAGAAGGCUAUGAUCGAGAGCAUAUGGAUCUUCCCCCCGGAAGUGACGAUUUGAUCAAUGCGGUCUUCGCAGCCAAUCCCAACACCGCCGUUGUCAUCCAAUCGGGAACACCUGUCACUAUGCCUUGGGUAAAGGAAGUACCUGCUUUACUUCAAGCUUGGUAUGGAGGCAAUGAGACUGGUAAUGCCAUUGCCGAUGUCGUCUUUGGCAACACCAAUCCCAGCGGUAAAUUGCCUUUGAGUUUCCCACUGAAGAAUGAAGACAAUCCGGCAUUCUUGAACUACAGGUCGGAGCGGAAUCGAGCCAUCUAUGGUGAAGACGUCUAUAUUGGCUACCGAUUCUAUGAAAAGACCAACAAAGAAGUUGCCUUCCCCUUCGGCCAUGGCUUGAGCUAUACCUCCUUUGAAAUCACAAAUCUCGCAGUCAGCGACAAUGGUGUUGAUAUCACAGUCUCGGCUUCAGUAACGAAUACUGGCAUGGUUGACGGUGCUCAAGUUGUCCAAGUGUACAUCUCGCAACAUGAACCCAGUAUCAAUCGACCCAAGAAGGAACUCAAGGGUUUUUCCAAGGUGUUUCUCAAAGCUGGGUCUGCUGGAAACGUGAAGAUUGUCAUCUCCAAGAAGUACGCAGCAAGUUUCUGGGACGAAGCUCGAGAUGCCUGGGUGAUGGAAAAGGACGUCUACGAUGUCUUGGUUGGUGAUUCCAGCGCUUCUACGCCGUUGAAAGCCCAGUUCAAAGUCCACGAGACUUCAUGGUGGAGAGGUCUGUGA
This is a messenger RNA of Rhinocladiella mackenziei CBS 650.93, 2490 nucleotides long. RefSeq lists its product as uncharacterized. The record is from RefSeq and is a predicted model, not a curated record. Lineage: Eukaryota; Fungi; Ascomycota; Eurotiomycetes; Chaetothyriales; Herpotrichiellaceae. The transcript is spliced from 3 exons. Gene Ontology annotation, biological process: glucan catabolic process. Gene Ontology annotation, molecular function: beta-glucosidase activity. The coding region runs from base 1 to 2490 and encodes 829 amino acids.